AUGUCUCUCCUAAUAGGAGUCAGUGGAGCUUCGAGUUCUGGGAAAACUACGGUGGCUAAGACUCUACGUGAUCUGUUCCCGAACUCUGUACUACUACACGAAGAUGACUUCUACUAUCCAGAUGAGCAAAUUCCAUUCAAUGAGGAAUUGCAAGAGUAUGACUGGGACUGUCCGGAGGCAGUCGAUUUUGAAAAACUGAAAGAUACAUUGAGGAAUUUCAAGCGAGACUCAAACUUUCAAUUCAGCGAGUCGUCCAAAGAAUCUCUCGACGUUUUCAUAAGGCUCAGUCCCCAAAUUGAGCAAAAGAUCAAAGAAACAGUUGGACCCUUGAGCCUACCCCGGAUAGUAUUUGUAGAUGGAUUUCUGUUAUAUCAUGAUAAGGAGAUUCUCGACCUUCUAGAUGUUUGUCUAUUCUACAAAACAGACUACAAUACUCUCAAAAAUAGACGUCAAAGCAGACAAUACACUAUAGACAAUGGUAUAUGGACAGACCCUCCUGGGAUAACACUGCCAAGAUCGCUGAGCCUCGAAUUGUUGCUUUCGACAACGACAACAGCACAAAUUUCGAUCAAUUGA
Messenger RNA from Ogataea haglerorum, 576 nucleotides. RefSeq lists its product as uncharacterized. Bases 1 to 576 code for a protein of 191 amino acids. NCBI's taxonomy places the organism in Eukaryota, Fungi, Ascomycota, Pichiomycetes, Pichiales, Pichiaceae. The record is from RefSeq and is a predicted model, not a curated record. The transcript is spliced from 2 exons. Gene Ontology annotation, molecular function: kinase activity; ATP binding. Gene Ontology annotation, cellular component: cytoplasm.